This is a messenger RNA of Microthlaspi erraticum, 1584 nucleotides long. Lineage: Eukaryota; Viridiplantae; Streptophyta; Magnoliopsida; Brassicales; Brassicaceae. The record is from the annotation of a GenBank genome assembly.
AUGCAUUCCAGCCAUCUUCUUCUCGAGGAGCCGAUCAGGAUGGCUUCAAUCCUCGAGCCAUCCAAAUCAAGUUUCUUCCCGGCAUUGACUAAGAUCGUCGGGACUCUCGGUCCCAAAUCCCGAUCCGUCGAGGCUCUCUCCGGUUGCCUCAAAGCCGGCAUGUCCGUGGCUCGAUUCGAUUUCUCUUGGGGCGACGCUGAUUAUCACCAGGAGACACUGGACAAUCUCAAAAUUGCUGUGAAGAGCACUAGGAAGCUUUGUGCUGUUAUGCUUGAUACUGUUGGACCUGAGCUGCAAGUUAUCAACAAGACUGAGAAAGCUAUUACUCUUAAAGCUGAUGGACUUGUAACUUUAACACCGAGUCAAGACCAAGAGGCCUCUUCUGAAGUCCUUCCCAUUAAUUUUAAUGGCCUUGCCAAGGCAGUGAAGAAAGGAGACACUAUCUUUGUUGGGCAAUACCUCUUCACUGGUAGUGAAACAACUUCAGUUUGGCUCGAGGUUCAUGAAGUUAAAGGAGAUGAUGUCAUUUGCUUGUCAAGGAAUGCUGCUACUCUUGCUGGUUCUCUCUUCACUUUGCACGCCUCUCAAGUUCACAUUGAUCUGCCAACUCUCACGGAGAAGGAUAAGGAGGUUAUAAGCACAUGGGGAGUUCAAAACAAGAUCGAUUUUCUCUCAUUGUCUUACUGUCGUCAUGCGGAGGAUGUUCGUCAGACCCGUGAAUUGCUUAAAAAGUUGGGUGACCUCUCUCAAACACAAAUAUUUGCAAAGAUUGAGAAUGUAGAGGGACUAACCCACUUUGAUGAGAUUCUACAAGAAGCUGAUGGCAUUAUUCUUUCUCGUGGAAAUUUGGGUAUAGAUCUACCCCCGGAAAAGGUGUUUUUGUUUCAGAAGGCGGCUCUUUACAAGUGCAACAUGGCUGGAAAGCCAGCCGUUCUUACCCGUGUCGUUGACAGUAUGACUGACAACUUGCGACCAACUCGUGCUGAGGCUACGGAUGUUGCUAAUGCUGUUUUAGAUGGAAGUGAUGCUAUUCUUCUUGGUGCUGAGACCCUUCGUGGAUUGUACCCUGUUGAGACAAUAUCAACUGUCGGUAGGAUCUGUGCUGAGGCAGAGAAGGUUUUCAACCAAGAUCUGUACUUCAAGAAGACUGUCAAGUACGUUGGAGAACCGAUGACUCACUUGGAAUCCAUUGCUUCUUCAGCUGUACGGGCGGCCAUCAAGGUUAAGGCUUCCGUGAUCAUUUGCUUCACCUCUUCUGGAAGAGCAGCCAGGUUGAUUGCCAAAUACAGGCCAACAAUGCCGGUCAUUUCUGUCGUCAUUCCUCGGGUCAAGACAAAUCAGCUGAAAUGGAGCUUUAGUGGAGCGUUUGAGGCGAGACAGUCACUUGUUGUCAGAGGUCUCUUCCCCAUGCUCGCUGACCCUCGUCACCCUGCGGAAUCAACGAGUGCGACGAACGAGUCGGUCCUGAAGGUAGCACUAGACCAUGGGAAGCAGGCUGGAGUGAUCAAGUCGCAUGACAGAGUAGUGGUGUGUCAGAAAGUUGGUGAUGCAUCUGUCGUUAAGAUCAUCGAGCUAGAGGAUUGA